GGUCCUUCUCAGGUUCUGUGGGUGCUGUGGUGGUCGUGCUGCCCACAGGAGCUCCUGCUGGCGUCCACUAUGGCCUGCUGCCCCUGCGUUGCUUCUUCAUCAAUUACCUCUCCUUGGACUGCACCAUGUUGGAAUGGUUGGACGUGUUGGUACAAGGGGCUGUCAAUCUUGGAAGAAACGAUCAAGAUUGACAUAAAGGAGCUACCUGAGGAAAUUGAGACUUUGACAUACAGUGCCAAUAUCAACAAAAUGAUAUACUCAUGGUGUAUGUGUGCUGACUUAAUGGACCUUACGGAACAUAUUUCUAGGGUUGCUGCUAGGUUUAGUUUUUCUACUAUAAUCUCAAAACAUUGGUACCACAGUGCACGUGAGAGUUCCUCUUCCGGUGGUGUUGUGAUGCCCACUCCGCUGCUGCUGCUGGUGCCGCCGGCGUCCGUACAGCUGACCCCCCUCCUUUUUUUUUUAAAAAAAAUAUCUUCGACUGGGAACUCUCCUAAAGCACCACGUCCCCCAUUGGCGUGGCACACAAGGUCACCAUCCUUUUCUGGUCGUGGUGCCCACUGGCGGUGCUGUCCACCGGAGCUCCUGCUGGUGCUCCUGCCGUCCACUACAGCCUGCUGUCCCGGCCUUCUUCGACUCGGACCUCUCCUACAGCACUGUGUCCCCCAACCGGAACGUCUCUCUUUCUCCAUCAGUUAUACUCUCUAUUUUCCUUCAACUACUACAUGGUAUGUCCCUGUACCAGUGAUGCCCUCCGGUGGUGGUGGUGCUGCGGUGUGCAGCCCCUGCCUUUUUUGACUGGGACGUCUCCUACAGCACCGCGUCCCCCAUCAGAAGGCUGGAACGGCUGGACUUUUUGGUACCAAGGGGCUUGCAACAACAUUUGUUUGUUUAUCCCCCGUCUUUCUCAUGUUCCCAAUCAGGGUCCAAGAAAGGAUUGCGAUUGACAUAAAGGAGCUGCCUGAGCAGAUUGACACUUUGACAUACAGAUAAUGAGGACUGGCUGACAUUGCCGGGUUAGCUAGAAGACCCUGAGACGAGGAGGUGCCUUGCUCGGUCGAGCAUUCAUAACACUUUAGCUCUGAGCCAAGAAGAAUAUCGUAUCUCAGCAUGUGUUGUGUAUGUAACCAUACCAGAUUUGACUGCAGAAACUUUGAUGUUGUGUAUCAAGUUUCCUUGGCAAUCAGUAUUUGGUAUUGCGGAAUUUAUCUUGAUUAAACUUAUGGUUGAUCUUAAUUGUAGAUACCUCAAGUAUUUUUGUCACUCACUACUUUCUUAUGUGAUCUGGAUGUGAGAUAAUUAUGCAAGGUCAUUCUGAAUCUUUUAA
This is a messenger RNA of Lolium rigidum, 1327 nucleotides long. RefSeq lists its product as uncharacterized. The record is from RefSeq and is a predicted model, not a curated record. The transcript has 9 exons. The coding region runs from base 70 to 798 and encodes 242 amino acids. Lineage: Eukaryota; Viridiplantae; Streptophyta; Magnoliopsida; Poales; Poaceae.